AUGACUAGUGAGGUGAGUAGUAGUAACGUUUCCAAUAGCGAGGCUCAACGCGGGUUGUAUUACCCGUUUCCGGGGGGUAAACCUGGAGUGACACUUACAUCGUCUUGCUCUUCGACAUCGGAAUCUAUGGCGGACGGAUCUGCUUCUUGUUCAUCGUCGACUUCUUCGCCUUCUUCGAUGGAAAAAGGGCAGAGCGGUAGUCCAAUUUGUAAGAACUGUUUGACUUCUACGACGCCAUUAUGGAGGCGAGAUGAGAAUGGAGCAUUGCUGUGUAACGCAUGUGGGCUAUUUUUGAAAUUGCAUGGGAGACCAAGACCUAUUAGUCUCAAGACUGACGUGAUCAAGUCGCGGAAUCGCAAGGGAACACAUCACCAUCAGCACCAGCAAAGUGAUUCUGUGGUUGAGAAACAGCAUACGAGGACUCAUAGCGAUGAAAAAAAGAGGAAACUGCCUGUGCAACCGGUUUUGAAGAAACAACGGGUUGUAGAGGACAAUGAAUCCAAGGAUAUUUGUUCUGCAGCCAACACGUUGGAAAUAUUAAUGUCAGGAGACUCUAUGAAGCCUAAGAUCGAGCCCAAAUUGCCUCCAUCGCAAGCCAAUACACAACUACCGCAUUUGUCGACUUUACUGGGCGAUGUCAGAAGUCAGUCAAACCCACCUGUGAGUCUCGUCGAUCAACCAAUGGAAACUAGCAAAUCAUUACAUUUUGAGCCCAAAAACAAACCUUACAUUCAUGAAAGCAUCCCAGUCUCUACAAGUAGCAGUACAUCGUCGCUUGUACGAGGUAACUCGAUAUCACAGAGAUAUAAUUCACCACCAAGGGCGCAAACGCCGCCAGCGGGGUCCGCACAACGAGUUUCAACACUUCCUGCUCCAGUGAAUGUGCCAUUGCCAUGCAACGAACCACAAGAGAAGCUCCCGCUAAACACAGUUCUGCAAAAUGAAGAAGAUGUGAUAAAAUUGAAGACAAGAAUUAAUGAGCUUGAACUCGUAACGGAUCUUUACAAGAGACACAUAUUCGAGCUUGACGAGAAGUGCAAAACAUUGCAAUGUGAGAUACAAAGUUUGAGGAACUGA
This is a messenger RNA of Torulaspora delbrueckii, 1077 nucleotides long. It is a transcript of the gene GZF3, whose product is annotated as Gzf3p. Gene Ontology annotation, molecular function: DNA-binding transcription factor activity, RNA polymerase II-specific; zinc ion binding; RNA polymerase II cis-regulatory region sequence-specific DNA binding. The record is from RefSeq and is a predicted model, not a curated record. The transcript has a single exon. Lineage: Eukaryota; Fungi; Ascomycota; Saccharomycetes; Saccharomycetales; Saccharomycetaceae. Gene Ontology annotation, biological process: positive regulation of transcription by RNA polymerase II; negative regulation of transcription by RNA polymerase II. Bases 1 to 1077 code for a protein of 358 amino acids.